Python bivittatus (Burmese python) is the source of this 1641-nucleotide messenger RNA. Lineage: Eukaryota; Metazoa; Chordata; Lepidosauria; Squamata; Pythonidae. The record is from RefSeq and is a predicted model, not a curated record.
CGCGCGGCCUACUAUACAGUAUGCUGGAAGCCCAGCCAAACUGGGCGGAGGCCUGCAAAGCUAGACAGAUAUUUCCGCGUCGGUAGAAAACAUGCGGGGAUGUUGCAGACAGUUGGGGCGAUGGACUUUUGGUUUGAUUACGCAGCUGGCUGCAAGAAGACUAAGCGACUGCGGUGGGCGAGGGAUAAGCCGCCUGGCAUGGAGCCACCGCGAGAGCGUCCUGCAGCGAUUUGAAUCGGGGGCAGGCGUCGGUCCCUUCUGCCGUUCGGGCUAUCUAAAAAACAGGAGACAGAUUGAUUGUCACUUUUGCACAGCUGAGGAUCAUAACAUCUCCUACCAACAACUCAAAGAUUUGUUGGAAUCAAAGGCCAUCUGCCUUAUUGAUGUUAGAGAAAAAUGGGAAAUCGCAGAGCAUGGAAAAAUUCCUGGAUCAAUCAGUAUUCCAUCUGGAGAAGUUGAGAAAGCUUUACAGAUGGACCCAGUACACUUUAAAGAGAAAUACAGUCAAGAUAUGCCUUCUAAAUCAGAUCAUGUAGUGUUUUCCUGUCUGGCUGGGGUGAGAAGCAGCCAGGCUCUAACUGUUGCAAAAUCACUGGGUUUCAGCAGAGUUCAGCAGUACCCUGGUGGCUUCAGUGAGUGGCUGGAGUAUGAAUCUUCAAGGAAGAAAUGAUGUCUAGCACACACAAAUUCUAUGUAUCCUGAAAGUGCAGAGGGCUAUAGCUAAUGCUAUUUAAUAAAAGUUAAGAAACUAGGUAUAUUAAGACAUGGUUAUUUUGCCAGCAAAAAAAAAGCUGAGAUAUGCUUCAAAUGUUUAGUCUAAUUAACAUCAUGGAAAUCUUUCUGUUUAAAUUUUAACAAUUAAUUUAAACAGAUUUAAGAAAUUUACAACUGAUCAUUGUGAUAAGUUUAGCAAUAAAUAAUGAUAUAAAUUUAACUAAAAUAAAUUGGAAUUAAGUUACGUAUAUCUCUGGGCAUGAAUCAAAGAAAAAAUGUACUGUAAAAUGUUAAACCAUCUCAAAGCUGGGAGGAAAAAAAAUGGCACUAAAAUAUUUAGCCAGGUUAAAGAUGUGAUCCGCCCUUAUUUUCUUCAACUUUAGAUUCAGGAAUUAAGCUACAAUCCUGCUUGUUGCUCUUGACCUUCAAGUAUCUCUAGACAUUAAAUAUUUGCAGAAAUAGUAUUGAGAAACACACUUUUGUCCACUCAGAGGAAACUGAUUAGAGCACAUAUGUAUUAUAUCUGUGAUAAGGUUUCUACACGCUACAUUUAAGUUAGGGACACAAUAUAUUUCUACAUAAACAGGUUCAAUAAAAUUGCAUUCCUCGCUGAGAGAUUACAUUAUAUGAAAAUACUGAACUUUCAGUACAGUGCCUAUGGUAUCAGAACCAUUAUGUCCCACUUUAAGAUAACAAAACUGGUAAAUUAUUGUUCAUUCAUUUGAAUAUGGAAAAUAGCUCUCCAACCUCUGGUGUGUAUUUCUCUUCUCAUACCCACAGAGGAAAGAGGCAAACACAUUACUUGCAACAUUGUGAUAAGGCACUCCAGGGAAAAACUAAAAAUGGAUAAUGUGUCCAUGGGUUUUGAUGCAGUACUUGUAAGAAUUAUUGCUUACAGUUCUGAAAUAAAAUAGGCAACAUUGUUAA